Messenger RNA from Oryzias melastigma (Indian medaka), 3508 nucleotides. RefSeq names its product ATPase H+ transporting V0 subunit a1a (gene atp6v0a1a). The transcript has 21 exons. The record is from RefSeq and is a predicted model, not a curated record. Gene Ontology annotation, cellular component: vacuolar proton-transporting V-type ATPase, V0 domain; vacuolar proton-transporting V-type ATPase complex; plasma membrane. NCBI's taxonomy places the organism in Eukaryota, Metazoa, Chordata, Actinopteri, Beloniformes, Adrianichthyidae. The coding region runs from base 247 to 2796 and encodes 849 amino acids. Gene Ontology annotation, biological process: vacuolar acidification; proton transmembrane transport. Gene Ontology annotation, molecular function: ATPase binding; proton-transporting ATPase activity, rotational mechanism.
CAGGUCGGGAGGGAGUCUCUCAGCCAAUAGAAAGUAGCUUUUGUUGUCACGUGACUUGUGGAAGGAUACUUGGAAACUUCCGCUUUGAAAUGUCGCUGCCAGGCUGAAUCCGUCAAAGCACCGACCUCAACAUCCAGCUUUUCUGAGGGGAAAACGUUUGGUGACGCACAAACGAGAGGAUUUAAGGGGUUAUCUGAACGCUUCCCGCCGGUUCAAGGGUGCAGAGCCCCCACAACCAUCAGCAACAUGGGAGAGCUCUUCAGAAGUGAAGAGAUGACGCUGGCCCAGCUCUUCCUCCAGUCAGAGGCUGCCUACUGUUGUGUCAGUGAGCUGGGAGAGAUCGGGAUGGUGCAGUUCCGUGAUUUAAAUCCUGACGUGAACGUGUUCCAACGCAAGUUUGUGAACGAAGUGCGGCGAUGUGAGGAGAUGGACCGUAAACUGAGAUUUGUCGAAAAAGAAAUUAAGAAGGCGAACAUCGCCUUUCUCGACACAGGAGAGAACCCUGAAGUCCCUUUUCCCAGAGACAUGAUCGACCUCGAGGCGACUUUUGAGAAGCUGGAAAACGAGCUGAAAGAAAUCAACACAAACCAAGAGGCGCUAAAGAAGAACUUCCUGGAACUGACCGAGCUGAAGCACAUUUUGCGCCGCACUCAGCAGUUUUUUGAAGAGAUGGAGGACCCCAGUUUGCUUGAAGAGUCCUCAACUCUUCUGGAUCCCAAUGAGCCUGCCAGAGCGGCUCCACAAAGAUUAGGGUUCGUAGCUGGAGUGAUCGGGAGGGAACGCAUCCCCACAUUCGAGAGGAUGCUGUGGAGAGUUUGCAGAGGGAAUGUGUUCCUGCGGCAGGCGGACAUCGAAGACCCUCUGGAGGACCCGACCUCUGGGGAUCAGGUCCACAAGUCGGUCUUCAUCAUAUUUUUCCAGGGAGACCAGCUGAAGAACCGAGUCAAGAAAAUCUGCGAGGGGUUUAGAGCAACACUCUACCCGUGUCCUGAAACCCCCCAGGAGAGGAAGGAGAUGCUCGCCGGGGUGAACGCUCGCAUUGAUGACCUGCAGAUGGUGUUGAACCAGACUGAGGAUCACCGGCAGAGAGUCCUGCAGGCUGCAGCUAAAACCGUGAGAGUUUGGUUCAUCAAAGUGAGGAAGAUGAAGGCCAUCUACCACACCCUCAACCUCUGCAACAUAGACGUCACUCAGAAAUGUCUGAUCGCCGAGGUCUGGUGUCCCGUGUCGGACAUGGACUCCAUCCAGUUCGCUCUGCGCAGGGGGACCGAGAAAAGUGGCUCCACGGUGCCUUCCAUCCUCAACAGAAUGCAGACUAAACAGACGCCGCCCACGUACAACAAGACCAACAAAUUCACGUCAGGCUUCCAAAACAUCGUCGAUGCCUAUGGAAUCGGCAGCUAUCGUGAGAUCAACCCAGCGCCAUACACCAUCAUCACCUUCCCCUUCCUAUUCGCCGUCAUGUUCGGGGACCUGGGCCAUGGGACGCUCAUGACCUGCGCCGCUCUGUACCUCGUGUUGAGAGAGAGCAGGCUCAUGGCGCAGAAGAAUGAUAAUGAGAUUUUCAACAUGGUGUUCGCCGGGCGCUACAUCAUCCUCCUCAUGGGAAUCUUCUCCAUGUACACUGGCAUCAUUUACAACGACUGCUUCUCGAAGGCCCUAAACAUCUUCGGCUCCGGGUGGAGCGUCAGACCCAUGUUUACUGAUAAAGGCACCAACUGGUCGUUUAUUACUCUGUCUGAAAACAGCGCGUUGCAGUUGGACCCGGCAGUAGAGGGAGUCUUUAAGGGACCGUACCCCAUCGGCAUCGAUCCAAUUUGGAGUAUUUCCAUCAACAAGUUGACAUUCUUGAACUCCUUCAAGAUGAAGAUGUCGGUGAUCUUGGGUGUUAUCCACAUGCUGUUUGGAGUCUCUCUCAGCCUCUUCAACCACCUGUAUUUCAAAAAGCCGCUGAACAUCUAUUUGGGGUUCAUCCCAGAGAUAGUCUUCAUGUCCUGUCUGUUCGGUUACUUAGUCAUUCUCAUCUUCUUCAAGUGGGUUUCCUAUGACGCCCGCACCUCCAGGGAAGCUCCAAGCCUCCUGAUCGCCUUCAUAAACAUGUUCCUCUUCCAGUACAGUGACCCCGGUAACAAACCUCUGUACAGAGGACAGAUGGGUCUGCAGAUAUUUCUGGUGAUCAUUGCCUUGGCCUGUGUUCCCGUUAUGUUGAUAGUAAAAACUCUGGUUCUGAGGAGACAGUAUUUGUGGCAGAAACAUUUGGGUACGCAGAACUUUGGGGGAAUCAGGGUGGGCAACGGCCCCACUGAGGACGAGGCGGGAAUCAUUCAGCACGACCAGCUGGCCCAGCAGACGGAGGACGAACCUGAGACUUGCCUUUUGUCACCUGCUUUCAAGGCGCCUGAGGAGGAAGAGUUCAACUUCACGGACGUGGCGGUGCAUCAGGCCAUCCACACCAUCGAGUACUGCCUGGGCUGCAUCUCCAACACGGCCUCCUAUCUGAGGCUCUGGGCGCUCAGUUUGGCUCACGCACAGCUGUCAGAGGUGCUGUGGUCCAUGGUGAUGCGCCUCGGCCUUUCCUCCAGAAGCUUCGGAGGCUUCAUCUUUCUGAUCGUCAUCUUCUAUUUCUUCGCCGUUCUCACUGUGGCCAUCCUCCUCAUCAUGGAGGGUCUGUCGGCCUUCCUGCACGCACUCCGACUGCACUGGGUGGAAUUUCAAAACAAGUUUUAUUCGGGUCAAGGCUUCAAGUUCCUGCCGUUCACGUUCGAAAGCAUCCUGGACGGAAGAUUUGAGGAAUGAAAUCUCUGUUCUUCUGUGAAAGUCUUUAUUCUUCAAAUUCUGUUUUGUAGUUGGAAUUGUUUGUGUUGGUUUUUGUGUGUGUGUGCAUCAAUGUUUCCACCUGUCCCACUGUUGCCAUAGCAACUCUCUAAAUGACUUCAGCGAGAGCCGGUUUGACUCCCAUAAUUCAGUCUGUUUGUUGUAUGUCCUGAAAAAAAUGAAGGGGUUUUCUUUAUUUAUGUAAUAUAUAUUUUGUCAAAACAGAAUCUCAGUUUACGUCGGGUAAAAAUGAUUUUGCUUACAUUCUAAUAAAAAUAAGGGCAGAUUCAUUUAGUGAUCUUCAUCCUUCGUGUCCUUUAAAUGUCGUUCAUAUUUGUGUAUUUGUGUGUUUAGUCUAAAUCACCCCACGCACAUUCAGGCCGCACUAUGACCUUAAACGCAGCACUAUUAAGCUUAAAGGUAUUAAAGCUCCGUUAUGUUUGUUGUCAUAGAAACCUCUUAGAUCGUGUUUUCUGUUGUUUGUAAUAAGGGGAAUCUGUGUUUGUGGAUGAAAAUGUGGAUCUUCUAGAACAAACCAGCACUCGCUCAUCUCUGUUUCCAUUCAUCUUCCUUUCAAGCGCUGCGGUUGUAACAUGUCAAAUGUGACUUUUUCAUUUAAAAGGGAGACAAAUUGUCAGAGCAAGUUCAUCCUUCACAUUAAUCAUGUUCAUGAAUUAAAUGGGAUAAGCUGGUA